This is a messenger RNA of Tympanuchus pallidicinctus (lesser prairie-chicken), 5081 nucleotides long. It is a transcript of the gene KBTBD8, whose product is annotated as kelch repeat and BTB domain containing 8. Gene Ontology annotation, biological process: neural crest cell development. The transcript has 4 exons. NCBI's taxonomy places the organism in Eukaryota, Metazoa, Chordata, Aves, Galliformes, Phasianidae. Gene Ontology annotation, molecular function: protein binding. The record is from RefSeq and is a predicted model, not a curated record. Bases 192 to 1919 code for a protein of 575 amino acids.
ACUACAUUACCCGGCAGGCCUCGGUGGCGUCCCGCCAAUCAGCGCGCUUCUUGUUGGUUGGUGCGGGGAGCGGGGGUUGGCUUCCGCGGGAGCGAGCGAAGAGGAAGCGGCGCGGAGGAAGCGGCGCAGAACCAAGUAAGUUUUCACAAACGGUGAAUGGGAUUCCUCCUUCAAACACAGUCAGCAGUGGAAUGGACCCCUUCCAUGCUUGCAGUAUUCUUCAACAACUUAAAACCAUGUAUGAUGAAGGACAACUGACAGAUAUUGUAGUGGAAGUGGAUCAUGGGAAAACAUUCUCCUGUCAUAGAAAUGUUCUUGCUGCAAUCAGUCCUUAUUUCAGAUCUAUGUUCACUAGCGGCCUUACAGAGAGUACCCAGAAAGAAGUUCGUAUAGUUGGUGUUGAAGCAGAGUCAAUGCAUUUAGUGUUGAACUAUGCAUAUACCUCCAGAGUAAUGCUGACAGAGGCCAACGUUCAAGCUUUGUUCACUGCAGCUAGUAUCUUCCAGAUCCCUUCCAUACAAGACCAGUGUGCUAAAUACAUGAUCAGUCACUUGGACCCACAGAACUCCAUUGGGGUGUUUAUCUUUGCUGAUCACUAUGGUCAUCAGGAACUCAAAGACAGAUCACAAGACUACAUUCGUAAAAAGUUUCUGAGUGUCACCAAAGAGCAAGAGUUUCUUCAGUUGAGAAAAGACCAGCUCAUAAGUAUACUCGACAGUGAUGACUUAAAUGUAGACAAAGAAGAACAUGUUUAUGACAGCAUUAUAAGGUGGUUUGAGCAUGAACAAAAUAAGAGAGAAGUGCACCUUCCAGAAAUAUUUGCCAAAUGCAUCCGUAUGCCUCUGUUGGAAGAGACAUUUUUAGAGAAAAUCCCUCCCAUGUUUGCACAGGCUAUGGCCAAAAGCUGUGUACAAAAGGGACAACAUAGUGCCAAUGGCUAUACACAACGGCUUGGAAUGACUGCUUCUGAAAUGAUCAUAUGCUUUGAUGCUGCCCACAAACACUCAGGAAAGAAGCAAACAGUGCCUUGUUUAGAUUCGGUCACAGGGAGAGUGUUUAAACUAUGCAAGCCACCAAAUGACUUGAGGGAGGUUGGAAUUCUUGUAUCUCCUGAUAAUGAUAUUUAUAUUGCGGGUGGUUACAGACCAAGCAGCAGCGAGGUCUCCAUUGAUCACAGAGCAGAGAGUGAUUUCUGGAUGUACGAUCACUCUGGCAAUAGGUGGAUUCCGAAAGCUCCUUUGUUGCGAGCCAGAAUAGGCUGCAAAUUGGUUCAUUGCUGUGGUAAACUGUAUGCAAUAGGUGGUCGUGUUUAUGAAGGAGAUGGGCGAAACUCUCUCAAGUCUGUGGAGUGUUAUGACAGCAGAGAGAACUGUUGGACGGCUGUCUGUCCAAUGCCGGUAGCGAUGGAGUUUCAUAGUGCUGUGGAAUAUAAGGAUAACAUCUAUGUUUUACAGGGGGAAUUUUUUCUCUGCUAUGAUCCUCAGAAGGAUUAUUGGGGGUUUUUGACUCCAAUGACUGUGCCUAGAAUCCAAGGCUUGGCAACUGUGUACAAUGACUCCAUCUACUACAUAGCUGGAACCUGUGGAAACCAUCAACGUAUGUUUACCGUAGAGGCCUAUGACAUUGAACAAAAUAAGUGGACUCGAAAGAAAGACUUCCCGUGUGAUCAAUCCAUUAAUCCAUACAUAAAACUUGUACUCCUCAAAAACAAACUCCACCUGUUUGUCAGAGCUACUCAAGUCACUGUUGAAGAGCACGUUUUCAGAACCAGCAGGAAGAAUUCUCUCUAUCAGUAUGAUGAGGUCACUGACCAAUGGCAAAAAGUAUAUGAGACUCCAGAUAGGCUCUGGGAUUUAGGCCGGCAUUUUGAAUGUGUAGUUGCUAAGUUGUAUCCACAGUGUCUUCAGAAAGUUAUUUAAUUUUCUUUUUUCAGUAACAGGCCUUAGUGAUUUCAGUGGUGAUCCGAUGCUAGAGAAAACGUCUUAAAACAAAGAAAUUGUCAGUAUUUAUUGUAAGCUGAAACAGACAGGUUUGUUUUCUUUUUUGUAUGUGGGGAUGGGUGCUCUUUAAAGGUUGCAGUCUGUGAAGGGUAUUACUGGUUCAGUUUCAUAUUUACUGAUAUUUUCCUGGGAAAUGAGAAGGAGGUUACGAAGUGCAAUUAUCAGCAUUUUUUUUCUGGUAAACACUUAAUCAUGUCAUACUCGAAGAUGUAUUUGUGGUAAGAGCAAGUUAAGUGGAAGAGUCAGGAUAACUAUGCACUACAGUGAAAGAAAUCUAGCAUUAAUAGCUAAGGAUGUCCAAGCUGUUUUGGAGUGACUUUUCAUUUUUCCUUUUUUUUUUUUUAAAUACGGGUAAAAUUUGAGGCAAUAUCACUAAGUUGUUUGGUUUUUUUGGCUUUUUUUUUUUUCAUUUGAAAUUAAAAUUGCAUAGAGGAAUGAUAGAUCCUGAUUCAUAAUGAUCUUUUUUUUUUUUUUUGUACUGUUUUUGAAGUCUGCAAAGAUGUUUUGUGUUGUUGUUUGUGCACUACAGUUUGGGAGGACAAACUCAAGUCAGAAUUGGAACAUGGAGUACCUUUGCCUGGAAGGAGGCCUGUUCAGAUUGCUGUGCCACUUCUUGUCCAUGGAUUUUUGUUGAAAUUUGAGCUUAAAAGAUAUGGAAAACAAAUCCCAACACCUAUUUACUGCCGGUUAGGUGUAGUGCUGUAAAAAUAUUUAUAACACUGCUUUAAAACUUUUUUUCAUCCCAUAAAGGGCUUUAAUCCAAAAGUUGAUGGUGCUAGUACAUUUUUAAUACUUGUUUGUCUGAAAUGGGCUAAUGUUACGCUGCUGUUUAAGACAGCCUGUUAGUUUUCAUUGAGUGUCUGUUUCCAGGCCCUGUUCUGUCAUUAUAUUGUCUUUUCUAACAUAACAUUUUUACUGUAGUGAUAUUCUUGCACAGGAUGGUGACAGGAUAUGGCCUUAAUAUUGACUUUUUUUUUUGUGGAGUGUUCAUUUUGUCUCCACUAAAGUACAGUGCUGUGUGCAGUGUUAGCAUGUGCUCCAGUAACUUUAAAAUGUGUGGCUUAACUUGACAAGUUAUAUUUUUUCUCCCUGUGAUUGAGCCCUCAAAUACUUUGUUUCAUUCUGAUCUAUAAUGUGAAAAUUUUGCACUACUGAGCUGUCUUCGUUAUUCAGUGUAUUAAAGCAAAAUUGAUAACAAGUGUCCAUGGCUUAAAUAAUAUUAGAUGCUAAUCUAGAAUAGGAAUCCAAUGUAUUGCAACACUUUUCUCUAUGUAUUAAACAUGUAGCUUACUUUUCCAGAAGUAAAAAAAUUUCCAAGUUCUUCUUCAAUAGUGGAAACUUGACAUGAAAGGGAAAAGAGGAAUCCUAAAAACCUUAGCAGCUGUAACUUGCCACGUUUGGUUUGCUGCAGGUCUAGUUUUUCCAGAGCAACAGGUGUGAGCUAUUUUACUCUUUCCUAUUUCUCAAAUCUACUGAAGGAAUAAACCAACUAACUUGAAAUGGCAGUGGCCAUCACUGGCUCUAAGUUCUUACUGUUAUCUGGCUUAACAGCUGAUAUUUCAGUAAGCCAAAUAGUGACCUCACUAAUGUUUAUCCCCCUGGCAUGGCUGAGGAUUUGGAUAAUGUUCACUUGCCAUGUGGUCUUUAUGUUCCCGAAUGAAAUCUUUCUGAUUUACAGAUACUGGCCUGGAUCUAUUUCUCAAUUCUUGCACAAAAUGUUAAAAAGACAAAAACAAAACUGUGAAAUGAAAAGGAAAAAAAAAAAAAAAAAAGCCUCUUUGCAUUACAUACCUCAUCUUCAGAGAUUUACCAAACUGCUUCUUUCAGAUGCAAGCGCCGGAUUUUUUUUUUUCUGAAGUAAAGCUGAUGCUUGCUAAGACUGCAUUUUACAACAGUGUUGAGGCGUGUUGUUUCUUUAUUUAGUUUUCUUCUGGAUACUGUUUUAUAUAUAUCCAUAGCCAAGAGUAAGAGCUUUCUUUUUAGUACAGCUAAUUUCAUUUUUAAGGUUAUCCUUAGUCCUUGGCUCUCUUUGCGCUGUUGUAGGCCUCUAGCUGCAAGCUUUCUGAAGCACCCUCCCUAACAGUGUUGCAUUUGUGUGUAAAACCAUUCUUUUGCAAAGUGUUAAUAACUUUCCUUUAUUAUUAUUUUUUUUUUAAGCUUGGUUGAAUAUUUACGAGACUUCUUGCUGCUUUUUGACAAUCUUCUAUAUUUAUUUAGUAGAAAAAAUUUCAAUAUAUUACUUGAAACUAUGAAAUAGAAUUGAGUUAGCGAUUGACUGGUCAUGUGAUGUAUAGAAGUACAAUAUGCUGUGGUUAAUUCUGCAGUAGGUUUGUUAAUUUUGUUUAUCUGCACUAAAGUACGAAGAUCUCCAUUCUGUUUAACCAUUCAAACUGAGGGUGUGAUCCAAGCCUGUAAUGUGUUUCAAAGCUGAACCCUGGAACUUGCUGUGGGAGUAGAAUAUAUGGAAUCUUUUGCAUGAGGAGUUUGUUGAGAUGGUAAUAUAGCUGUGAGACUUUGCCAAUUCUUAAAUGCUUCUCCAUUUUGCUGAAAGUCAGAUUCCUGGUAAAGUUUUUGCUUUAGAGUCGAGCUUAAGUAACCUUGCACAGCACAGGAAAAAAUAAUUGCACCAAAGGUACUGCUAAAAUUUAAACAGUAACCUGUAUGUUUUCUCCCCAUCUAGUAACUUUUUCUGCAUUCAUUUGUUCCCUUUUCUGAAAUUAAUUUCUUGUAAGGAUUUACAGAGGGGUAAAUCUUUUCCAAAAUUACUGAUUACUUUAGAAGGAAGUGUUUUGUAAUUUCUGCUUGAUUCUUCCAGUAAAAUUUAGGAUAACUAAAAGCAAUUCUGGUGCACCAAACAUGCAGUGUUUGUAUGUUCUACAAGAAAGUGAUGAGCUCCCUGUUUGUAAAGCUGUUUAGAAAUGGCACCCAACAUUCAGUGCUCAGGUAUGUUAGUAAGAAGUACUGUAGUCCUAUGAGGGCAAAUGUGUGGAUUUUUAAACAUUUUGCCAUAAUUGCACAAUUUUGCAUUUUUACUUAAUGUCAUGUUAUGUUUCUUAAAAUAAACCUAUUGUUGAAAUACAA